Pyrus x bretschneideri (Chinese white pear) is the source of this 1867-nucleotide messenger RNA. Its product is annotated as mitogen-activated protein kinase kinase 3. The transcript has 9 exons. Gene Ontology annotation, biological process: MAPK cascade; protein phosphorylation. The record is from RefSeq and is a predicted model, not a curated record. The coding region runs from base 153 to 1712 and encodes 519 amino acids. Lineage: Eukaryota; Viridiplantae; Streptophyta; Magnoliopsida; Rosales; Rosaceae. Gene Ontology annotation, molecular function: MAP kinase kinase activity; ATP binding.
UAACCGCAGGAACAUAACGGCGUUAGAAUCCAAGUGGAGGUUUCCCCUUCGAUUCGAAGGAUGAAGAUGAACGACCCGAACAUCAACGUACAUAACAAAUCAUCAAAUACAAAUCAAAUCGAACCAAAUUUCGAUCAACCCAUCAUCCCCAAAUGGCUGGAUUAGAAGAACUUAGAAAAAAGCUCACUCCUUUGUUCGACGCCGAAAAGGGCUUCUCCGCCGGCGGCCCUUCCUUGGAGCUCGACCCUUGCGAUUCCUACACUCUAUCGGACAGUGGAACGGUGAACUUGCUGAGCAGAUCGUACGGCGUGUACAACAUCAAUGAGCUCGGAUUGCAGAAAUGCACGACCUUGGCGGUGGACGACAGCGCCGAGAAGACCUACCGGUGCGCCUCGCGGGAGAUGAGGGUGUUUGGGGCAAUCGGCAGCGGUGCCAGCAGUGUUGUGCAGAGAGCUAUCCACAUUCCCACUCAUCGGAUUCUAGCUCUCAAGAAGAUCAACAUUUUCGAGAAGGAGAAAAGGCAACAGCUGCUUACUGAGAUACGAACACUAUGCGAAGCACCUUGUUACCAAGGCCUUGUAGAAUUUCACGGCGCAUUUUAUACACCGGAUUCUGGACAGAUAAGCAUAGCUUUGGAGUAUAUGGAUGGAGGAUCGUUGGCGGAUGUAUUAAGAUUGCAGAAAAGAAUACCCGAACCUCUACUUUCUUCUAUGUUUCAAAAGCUUCUACAUGGUCUGAGGUACUUGCACGGAGUUAGACAUCUAGUCCACAGAGACAUAAAGCCUGCCAAUUUGCUCGUGAAUCUGAAGGGUGAGCCAAAAAUAACAGAUUUUGGUAUAAGUGCUGGCUUAGAGAAUUCAAUGGCAAUGUGUGCGACAUUUGUUGGGACGGUCACAUACAUGUCGCCUGAGAGAAUUCGAAAUGAGAAUUAUUCUUAUCCAGCUGAUAUUUGGAGCCUUGGUCUUGCUCUCUUUGAGUGUGGUACUGGAGAAUUCCCGUAUACAGCUACUGAAGGACCUGUCAAUCUUAUGCUGCAGAUCCUGGAAGAUCCAUCACCUACACCUUCAAAACACAAAUUUUCACCAGAGUUCUGCUCGUUUAUUGAAGCUUGCUUGCAAAAGGAUCAAGAUGCUAGGCCAACAGCAGAGCAGCUACUUUCACACCCCUUCAUCACAAAGUACGAGGAUUCCCAAGUGGACUUAGCAGCAUUUGUCCGAAGCGUAUUUGAUCCAACACAAAGGAUGAAGGACUUGGCAGAUAUGCUUACGAUACAUUACUACCUACUAUUUGAUGGACCUGAUGAGCAAUGGCAACAUUCAAGGACGUUAUACAACGAAGAUUCAGUUUUCAGUUUCUCAGGAAAGCAACAUGUCGGCCCAAAUGAUAUCUUUGCGACUCUAUCAAGUAUCCGGAGUACACUAGCUGGUGACUGGCCUCCUGAAAGACUUGUGCACGUUGUAGAAAAGCUUCAGUGCCGCGCCCACGGUCAGGAUGGAGUGGCCAUUAGGGUAUCCGGAUCAUUCAUUGUUGGGAAUCAGUUCCUCAUAUGUGGAGAUGGCGUACAAGUGGAGGGGUUGCCAAGCAUCAAAGAUCUUUCCAUUGAUAUUUCGAGUAAGCGAAUGGGUACGUUUCAGGAGCAGUUCAUCAUGGAGCCGAGCAACAUAAUUGGUUGCUACUCCAUAGCUAAACAAGAACUUUACAUUAUGCAGUAAAAAGUGGAUGAUCCCGUUUUACUGUCGGAAUAAGUUAUCAGUGUGUGAUGUGAUGUCGAAGAUAAAUUCGAUUUACGGCCAAAAGCUCUCGUGAGCAGACUUGCUAUGUAUCAUUUAACAUACUUGUAGUCAAUUGUCCAUAAUAUUCGUAGUUA